Molecule: messenger RNA, 734 nt
Organism: Opisthorchis viverrini
Lineage: Eukaryota; Metazoa; Platyhelminthes; Trematoda; Opisthorchiida; Opisthorchiidae
Exons: 2
Biological process (GO): manganese ion transport; calcium ion transmembrane transport; regulation of cytosolic calcium ion concentration
Cellular component (GO): membrane; cation channel complex
Molecular function (GO): protein binding; store-operated calcium channel activity; inositol 1,4,5 trisphosphate binding
Source: RefSeq, a predicted model, not a curated record
AUGAGCGACUUGAAGAAGGCCACCAGUGCUUCCAAACAGGCAGCCGGGUGCUUGUUCACAAACUUUGAAGAUGUUCGACUGACGGAUGAAGAACGUGUCUACUUGAAUGCCGCAGCUACUGGAGAUAUUGGAAUCAUACGCAUGUCACUUGAAGAGUCCGAAGACAAUAAAGACUUCAAUGUGAACUGUGUGGAUUUUAUGGGACGCAAUGCUCUUCACUUGGCCGUCGACUCGGAAAACACCGAAGUAAUGGAAAUGCUGCUUGAUAAACUAAACUUUGAAUGCAUCGAGGAGGCGCUGUUACAUGCGAUCAGCAAGGCCCAUCCAAAACUGGUCCGUUUGAUUAUUGAACAUCCGAAUUAUCAGGCUGGUGAAGAUCAGAUCAAACGUAUGGAUUCGAAAAAUGCUUUCUUUCGAACCACAGAAAAGAGUCAGUUCUCACCAGACAUCACACCUCUGAUCUUAUCUGCACACUACAACAAUCAUGAAAUGGUACAAAUGUUUCUGUCGCGGAAUCACACGAUUGACAAACCACAUCCAAUCUCCUGCCAGUGUAACGAUUGUCAAGUUAGACAGGAUUACGAUUCAUUAAAAAGAUCGCGGUCACGACUGAAUGCUUACCGAGCGCUUGCUAGUCCAUCUUAUAUGGCGCUGAGUAGUCCAGAUCCCAUAAUGACAACGUUCGAGUUGCGACAAGAAAUGAUGAAGCUGGCGGAAAUUGAGAAGGAAUUUAA